AUGACGCGGCCCGAGAUCAAAAAGCCUACCAUGCCGGUUGUGACCGCCGUAGCGCAGGUGGCCUCUGCGACUUCCACCACCAUCGUCGUUGAAUCAGUCGAGGAUAUCACGGGUACCUCCGAUCAUGCAGAAGCUACGUCCUCUGACGAGACGGCGAUCAAGAGCGAUGACGAAAACCGCGACGCGGUCGACAAACAAGAGCUGUCUUCGGUCGUAUCGUACCACCAGGAUGCUGAGCUAUACCUCGAGGUCCGCGACUCGACGGGUACUCCCAUUCAAUGCAAGGUCGUAUCUGCCCUCAUUGUCGCCGCAUCCCCGAAGCUCAGCGAUCUUCUUGACCGGUUCAAACCGAACAAGACGACCGACGGCAAGUUGGUCGUCCAACUCACUGAUCCGACUGACAACUUUUACGGCCUCGAUGUUCUCCUCUCGAUCAUCCAUUACAAGUUCCACGAGAUUCCGGAACGCCCCGAUGUCGACCAGCUCUAUUGCAUCGCCCGAGUCGUGGAGAAAUAUGAUUGUGCUCAUCUCCUGGUUCCUUACAUGGAGAAAUGGGUGGCUGGUCUCGACUGGCACCUCGUUAUGAAGAGUGAGGUUAACGACGACGACAAGGCGCUUUUUCUCACCUGGGUGAUUGGCGAAGGCCGCUGGUUUUCCCGCAUGUUGUCCAAAACCGCACGCAAGGCCACUCUUGCCGACGAUGGAAGCCUGCUUGACGCUUCUGGUCAACCUUGGGACGAUCAUGGCCUCCCCACGGACAUUCUUGAGUUGCUCAAGGAGACCCGCAAUGAUUUCCUGGCUACAAUCGUGCGCGCUGUCGACGAUCCUCUUCGGGAACUCAUGCGCGGCGACAAGGAGAGCACGAACUAUUGCCGUGCCAAAGACGCGGAUGCGGAGCUGAAGCAGUCGUGCCAGCAUUUGCAACUCGGCUCACUGAUGACCAGCCUUGCGACCACUAAACUUCUACCAUUCCCUACAACCAAAACAUACAAAGGCAGUGUUGCGGUCUUGGCUGAGAGGGUACGAGCCAUCAAGGUCGCUCGAUUCAAGCUUCCCGGUACCCCUCCUCAUCUUGACAGCCACUGCAACUGCGGUGUCGACUAUGAGGAGAUGAUUGACAGCGCUAUGCGCGAGAAGAUCCAGCUUCCUGCUGACAUCAUCAAUCAACUCAAGUUCCAUGCCCGGAAAUCUGGCGCUUUCCGCCCCGAACUUUUCCAGGACAUCGAGGGUCCGAAUGGCCACGAGACCGGCUUAGAGCCCAUUCUAAAGGAACUGCGUCUGAGCCCCGUUCUUUUCAAGCAGGUUUUCGACCUUCGGUCUCGUCUGGAGUCAAGCAACGAGGACAACGCUGCGAAUACCACGUCCGAGUGCGAGGAGGCCUGA
This is a messenger RNA of Chaetomium globosum CBS 148.51, 1383 nucleotides long. RefSeq lists its product as uncharacterized. The coding region runs from base 1 to 1383 and encodes 460 amino acids. NCBI's taxonomy places the organism in Eukaryota, Fungi, Ascomycota, Sordariomycetes, Sordariales, Chaetomiaceae. The record is from RefSeq and is a predicted model, not a curated record. The transcript has 3 exons.